Thlaspi arvense is the source of this 1482-nucleotide messenger RNA. The record is from the annotation of a GenBank genome assembly. NCBI's taxonomy places the organism in Eukaryota, Viridiplantae, Streptophyta, Magnoliopsida, Brassicales, Brassicaceae.
AUGUAUCUUGACGGAGUGUUAUGUGUUGGUUUAUGGAUUUCAGACAUGAAUCACUCAGACCCUGAAGCUGUGGAAAACGAUGGUAAUUCAGUUCCUGCUGAUUUUCCUGACAGAUCAUCUGAAAAUGCAGACACGAUCGCAAACGUGAGUGUAGAUGGAUUAUUAGUGUUACCUGAUGAUGAUGAUGACCAUGAGGAGGGUAUUGGAUCACCUCAACAAUCGAACAACGUUGACGGUUUAGGCGUUGAAUCUCCGGGUGGAUCAGUGCAUUCGAGGAGAAAAGGUUUCGGUCUGAAGAAAUGGAGAAGGAUCAAAAGAGAUGGUCCCGUGAAGGACGAGGCUGCACCUGUUGAUGAUGGUAGUAAGUUACUCAAGCGUGGAUUGACUGGUUUAGUGAAUCCUCCUUCUAAACAUGUGGACUUGUCUUCAGUUGAAGCAAGGCAGAGUAGUGAAGGCUCUGUUGGAUCUGUGAAUAUGGUGAAUAAUCAUCAUCAUCAUCAACAUCAUCAUGGUGUAGCCAACGGGUUUAGUCCAGAUCCAGGUUUUAUGUUUACUGUAGGCCAAGCUUUUGAGAAAAGCGAAGAGCAUAGCGGUAAGAUUGCUUCAGGUAGCCAAGGGAAAAUCUGGAGGGAUACGAUCAAGAAUGCAAGUGAAGAGCGGGCGAAAACCGACAAGGGGAAGCCUUGUUCCAGCAUUGAUUCCGACUUGAGAAGUAGUGAUUUUGUGUUUUCCAGUGGCGCAGUUUCUGUUGCGAAUAAUGGAGAGAAAGAUGAGAGGUUGAUGAUGAAUCAUGUCGGGGAAUAUAGCAAAGAAAGUCAAGUUAGGGAGCAAGUGCAAACAUAUAGCAGAAGCGAAGAAGAAGAUGGGAACGAGAGAGAGAAAGACAACCAUUAUUGGGCAGACAAGGAUCAAAUUGCAGAUUCUGUAAGAAAUCUUGCAGCUCUGCAGGAAGCUCUUUGGAAAGAGGUUCAAAGUUUCCAGGAGCUGGGAAAAGAAUUUACGCCGAUACAUUCGAACACCGAUGAAUUGAGUUCAUCGAACCAGCCAAGAAAUGAAAACUGUGGAGAAGAGAACUCAACAUCCUCAGGGCCACAUGCAUUGAUCUUGAAGCAGAAGGUAAAACAUCUCGAACACAAACUCGAGGAAGCGAGGGCCAUUCUCGAGGCAAAGGAAGCCAGGAUCCAAGAACUUGAAAACUCAAAGAUUGAAUCUGAUCUUGAAGCCAUUUUUCAGAGAAGGAUCGAAACUGAAAUCGUGCACUUGGUGCUCACAAGAUCUCUGAGUUCAUCACUACAAGUACUCAAACAACCGAAGAAGGUACAUUUUCUGACAGAAGAUCCUGAGCCGAACCGUGGAAACAUGUUAGGAAAAACAUGCAAGUUCAGUUUCUAUUUCUUGACACAAUUGAUCUUGCUCGUCUCCAUACUUCGGUUUCUGGUCCUCCAAUUCUCUCCUGCUUCACGAUUAGUUAUACCAACCUGA